AUGAGAUCUGCUACCGUUUACUAUGCAAUUAUUAUCGUUUUCUUGCUUUCAGAGGGACAAUAUAUCGUGAUCGAUGGCGUCAAGAAGCGUAACGGCUUUGGCACGCACACAAAUGGAAAGGACAAAUACAUUGGAGAGUGGCAGCUCGACUCAAUGCACGGUCAAGGUGAGAUGAUAUUUUCCUCGGACGCCAGCUACCGGGGCUCUUUCGCAGGCAACAAGUUCCACGGUGAAGGGCGGUACGAGUGGAACGAUGGCGCUACCUAUGAGGGUGGCUGGAGAGAGAACAAGAUGCAUGGGAAGGGGUGUUACUCGGACAGCGAAAAGAGCCGUUGGGAGGGAGACUUCUUCAACGGGAUGUACGACAAUGGUCGCGCAAAGGUGGCUCUUCGCUGA
Ectocarpus siliculosus is the source of this 396-nucleotide messenger RNA. Lineage: Eukaryota; Phaeophyceae; Ectocarpales; Ectocarpaceae. The record is from the annotation of a GenBank genome assembly.